Cyprinus carpio (common carp) is the source of this 1869-nucleotide messenger RNA. Its product is annotated as cytidylate kinase. Lineage: Eukaryota; Metazoa; Chordata; Actinopteri; Cypriniformes; Cyprinidae. Gene Ontology annotation, biological process: CDP biosynthetic process; 'de novo' pyrimidine nucleobase biosynthetic process; UDP biosynthetic process. Gene Ontology annotation, cellular component: nucleus; cytoplasm. Gene Ontology annotation, molecular function: ATP binding; UMP kinase activity. The record is from RefSeq and is a predicted model, not a curated record.
GACACGUGUACGGCGGAAGUGGAAUCUGCUCGCCGCACUUCCUAGACACGCAUCAGCCGGUCGUUCAGCCAGCUCUGUGCCUGACUCGCAGGGGUCGAUGCUCAUUCAUUGAGUGCAGCUCUCUCUUAUCUGCGCGGUUUGUGAUUGUAGCUCUGCUGCACAGGCUGAAGAAGAUCCCGCGCGCGGUGCACAGGUGGAGAGAGAUGAUGAAGCCGCAGGUUGUGUUUGUCUUGGGCGGGCCAGGCGCGGGGAAAGGGACACAAUGCGCGAGAAUCGUGGCGAACUACAGCUACACUCACCUGUCUGCCGGAGACCUGCUGAGAGAGGAGCGCAGCCGCAAGGGCUCCGAGUUCGGUCAGCUCAUUGACACCUACAUCAAAGAGGGCAAGAUAGUUCCGGUUGAAAUCACCAUCAACUUGCUGAAAAAGGCAAUGGAAGAGACCAUGAAAGCCGAUGAAAAGAAGUUCCGCUUUCUUAUCGAUGGUUUCCCGCGUAACCAAGACAACCUGCAGGGAUGGAACACUGUCAUGGAUGGAAAGGCAGAUGUCAAGUUUGUUCUUUUCUUUGACUGCAGUAAUGAGGUGUGCAUUGACAGAUGUUUAGAGCGGGGCAAGAGCAGCGGACGCACUGAUGAUAACAGAGAAAGUCUAGAGAAAAGGAUCCAGACGUACCUGCAGUCCACACGGCCCAUUAUAGAGCAGUACGAGAAGCAGGGGAAGGUGUGCACGAUUGAUGCCUCCCGAUCAGUGGAUGAGGUGUUUGCAGAUGUGAAGAACAUUCUGGAUAAAGAAGGCUAAACAUCCACAGCAAAAAAAACUAAUUCUGGAAAAUUAAGGUGUCUUUUUGUUCUCGGCAGUGCUAUGCCUUCUUCAUGUAUCAAUAUCUACAUUUUUAAAAUGUUUUUUUUUUUUUUUUUUUUUUUUUUUUUUUUUAAGAGACGUGAGAGAGUGUGUGCUCAUAUCUAUGUUUGUAAGUCUAAAAGGAAAACACUUUUGUUGAGCAAACGAUCCAUGCUUGCUCAAUAUUAGACUGAAGAGGAACAAUGUUUCAGUAGAGAAUCAAGCAAGUUUGAGCAAUAAUGUUCAGGACACUUUUAUAGGGACAGAACAUGCACAUGCAUUCAAGAUAGUCUCAUGUGUCAGAAAUGUUUCGAAACGUCCACCAUUCAGUGUAUAAAACAAAUAAGCCAAGAAUAGAAAUAAGCCAAGAAUAGGUUGUAAAUCUCUGUUUCAUUCAACCGUUUCGUUCUCUAAACUAAUGAGGGAUUCUAAAUGACCAACAGGAAGUAAGAGUAUCUGAGUAGAUUUCCAGACCUGUUUGUGUUAUAUUUGGUGACAUGUUUCUCGUUGUUUUGUACAGUAAUCCACAGCAGGUUCUGAGGACUGUUUGCUGGGCACCCAAUAGAGAGCUGAGUUUUAGCUGUACGUUUUUCUUUUAUCAUAUUGUGACUGCUGUGUUCCAAACACGUGCCGUCUUUGCUCAGGCAGUAGAUUUUAAGAUGGGGGGGAACGGGGGCUCAUGCUUUUAUUUGAUUGUCUCAGCGUCUUUGGGGUUGUUUGUGAAUAAACCAAAUUUGUCGUAUUGAUGGGACGGUCCAGUAAAUAACACAAAACAAUAAAUGAAAUAUUAAGGAUGACAGAACCCUCUGAAAAAAAUAAAUGUUAUGAUAUCAAAUGUCUUCUGACUCCAGUCUAAUGCUCAGUUUUCAUUUUGUAACUUUUUUUUUAUAUCAGCUAUUCAAAGAUGUUCACUACAGGAGAAGAAUAAACACCUUCUUGAUUUAAAUGUUAGUUUCACAUAUAUAUGGCAGACACUAUUAUAUGCAUCUGCGAAAUUAUUCAUGAAAUAAAUUGAAAAUGUAAAAAAGAA